Messenger RNA from Naumovozyma castellii, 722 nucleotides. RefSeq lists its product as uncharacterized. The record is from RefSeq and is a predicted model, not a curated record. Lineage: Eukaryota; Fungi; Ascomycota; Saccharomycetes; Saccharomycetales; Saccharomycetaceae. The transcript has a single exon. The annotation marks the transcript as partial.
AUGUACCACAAGCUGACCGUGGCGUACCAGAACUACACCAAGUUCAACGUCAGGGUGUGCAAGCCAGACGCCGUGCUUAUCUCAGGCAAGAAGUUCUCCCGAUCCUACAUCAGGGAGUUCUACGCCAACGUCAAGGAGCGUUUCGAGUCCAACCUCUCUGACCUGCGUCAGUAUUUCGACAAGGUCUUGUCUGUGCAGGCUGUUGCCGAUGCCACGCUGAACUCUCCCACUGCCAUCGAUGUUGCUGAGAAUAGAAUCAAAACCAAGAAUUCGCUGUUGCUGUUGAUCAACGAGACGGCUCUGGCCAAUGUUGUUCCUGAUUUCAAGCCCAAUGUCACCAUCGAUUCACAGGAGGUCGCCAGGUUAGUCGCUGAUAUGGGAGUGUGUGUCAUGUGGAUGAUCUACUUUUCUGCCACCGGGCCCUACAGGUUUCCUGAUAUACUGAUACUGAAGUAUGCUGGUAACCAACGUAACCUGUUUGUGGACCCUGAGUCUCGCUGCCUGGACAUCAUUACUGAGUAUUCCAAAAACAGAGAGGGCAAUCCAAUGUGCAAGACCCUGGACAAGGUCACCUCAGACCACCUUUUCUACUACAUCAUAGUUGCACGUAACAUGCUGAAGCACGCCGUGGGGACCGAGUAUGCUGAUAUGAAACGGGACCUGUUCAACGAGACCAACGGUGCUGCUGAGGAGUCGUUGCUCAACGGCUACCUGGCUAGGUC